Messenger RNA from Sphaerodactylus townsendi, 4449 nucleotides. RefSeq lists its product as uncharacterized. Gene Ontology annotation, molecular function: calcium ion binding; laminin binding. The record is from RefSeq and is a predicted model, not a curated record. Gene Ontology annotation, biological process: morphogenesis of an epithelium; axon guidance; muscle attachment. The transcript has 6 exons. Bases 125 to 4303 code for a protein of 1392 amino acids. Gene Ontology annotation, cellular component: sarcolemma; dystrophin-associated glycoprotein complex; dystroglycan complex. NCBI's taxonomy places the organism in Eukaryota, Metazoa, Chordata, Lepidosauria, Squamata, Sphaerodactylidae.
AUUUCAUCUCCCAGUGAUCCAAGUAGCCUUCUUUAUCAGGACAAGGGAGAAGCAAUAAAGGAAACCGUGAGGUUAUGGGAUGAAUUUCAAGUAAAGAAGCCUUGUCUCAGUGAGAGAACCAAGAAUGGAGGCCCCCUUCAGCCUCACUGUGGCCUGUGACUGCAGCCUUAUGUUUGGUGCCGCCCUGCCACCAGACAGGCGAAUGCCGCCAGCUCCGUCCUUGUUCUUCAUCGUAGUAUCUCUCGUCACCAUCAGGCCUGCUACGGCCAAGGUGUCACAUAACACAUGUGAAGAAGUACAGGCCUUUCAAGGUGUUCAAGACACAAGAGCACUCCCAGGGAAAUUAUUCUUUUACCCCAUAUCACCAUUUGCUUUCCUUGGAACAAUAACUCAUUACAAGGUCACUCUGACUAAUGGAUCAGUUUUGCCAAACUGGUUGGAAUAUAACCAUAACACCAGGACCCUUCAAGGGCUGCCAAUGCCGGACGAGAGUGGAGACUAUCAUCUCACCGUGGCAGCACACGGAGAGGCGUGUGGCCCAAACACACCAGCUGCCACUGCCAACUUUGUACUUCAUGUGCACAACUCCAUAACUGUCUGUGAAAAGCAACUAGACAUAAAUCAAAAGCCUGUGAAUGACAUUAUCUAUUCUGAAGGACAGUGUGCACAGGACAUUUCUGUCACCUUUGCUGAGAUCAUAAUCCUCAACCCAGCUGGUUCUUUAACCAUUCAAGAACGACUCUCUCUCAUCUACACCAUGGCAGAAUAUCUCCACCUGGACCCAGUCUUCUUAACACUUAUUCCAUUCAGAGAAUCAUUUAAAAAACACUUGUGGAAUCUGACCAUUGUAGGUGAAGAUAUUAAAUGCAUCGGCACUGUGGAAAACCACUAUGUAGAACUAUGUUGGCCAGUUGGGUUUGGACUGUUUGCUAUGCUGUACGAAUUAGUGCAAGUUCUACGACACAACAUCCAGUCAAGCCACCUCUCACAGCUCCUGGGCUAUGAAAUUGCCGGCUGGAGAAUUCUCCAGAAAGGCAACCAUGAAAAAAGGCAUGCAGGAAAACGACACAGGAGGCAAUUAAUGGCCACUCCAAGGCCUACAAUGACACCUACUAAACUGGGAGUGAAGCCAACAAAAACAGAGGCCUUCCCUUUUGGGACAACUACUCUGCCACAUACAAAGUCUACUGUAAGACCGAGUGCAAGUUCAUCAUCUUUGUACAAAGACAAUUUGACAACUGUUCCCAGCUACACUGAUAUCUCUUUCCAUUCUGUUACAACCCAGAGGGAUUUAGGAACCUUACAUGUUCUCAGUGUUCAUUCGAGGCAACCAGCAUUUACUAUUUUCCAGUCUCUCCCUUCUGCUGACCCCGAACUUUCACCUUCUUUGAUGACAACAAAAACAGAGGCCUUCCCUUUUGGGACAACUACUCUGCCACAUACAAAGUCUACUGUAAGACCGAGUGCAAGUUCAUCAUCUUUGUACAAAGACAAUUUGACAACUGUUCCCAGCUACACUGAUAUCUCUUUCCAUUCUGUUACAACCCAGAGGGAUUUAGGAACCUUACAUGUUCUCAGUGUUCAUUCUAGGCAACCAGCAUUUACUAUUUUCCAGUCUCUCCCUUCUGCUGACCCCGAACUUUCACCUUCUUUGAUGACAGCAUCAUUGAUAGAAUUCGGGAGACAGGAUGAUCUGACUUCCAGAACACCCCCAAUAGUAGAAUUCCAGCAGUCUCAAGUGCAACUGCAAGAUAUACACUCCACACCUAAGAAGUCUGAACCAAAACCCAAUUUCACUCAAUAUUAUUUAAGUUUUUCUGGGUCAGCCAACAAAACCCAGUUCUUGAGUUCUGUUCAGGCCACAGUAGACGUUUCCGUUUCAUCAGAAGACACACCCUCUGAAAAAACGCCUGUAGCAGACAUCCCAAAACAAUUUGUAACAAAUUCAACUCAUAGUAGCUCAUACACUUAUCUAACAGCAUCUGGAUUAGCAUAUGAGGACAGUUUUUUUGCAGCAAAUCUUCCUAUAUUUGCCACCACGUCAACACCGGCAAAGCUAAGGAUCCCAUUUUCUACUGUGGUCAAGUCUUUGUUCUUCUCAAGCUGCAGCCAUCAAAAGUACGAUCUAUUUAGCAAUGGCAGAUAUGCUUCAGAAUCAUUUAUAUCAAAUCCACAGAAGAAAGAGCAUCUCUUUACAGACGAAAACUCUUCCCCUCUUACUGCAGUCCUGACUGAGAUCUUUAGGUGGACUACGGACUUAAACUUGAUGGAUGUUAUGUCAGCUGGUGAUUCAGCCACUACAGGCAGUGCUUCUGUCCACAAACUUGGAUUGGUGCCUGACGCAAGUCCAGUAAGACAGUUAUAUUACAAUGAUAAUAUUCCUGCCUUGACAACAUACAGCACAGAAGAAUUCAGCAUUUUCCUGUUUACCUCUUCAGUAGAAUUUGGAUUACUAUCCAGAACAAGGAGCGUCACAACAGAGCUUCCUUCCCUGCCUUUAUCAACAUCAAAAGAACUGACAGGCUCAUUUGGUUUUCAUAAUAUAUCACCAGUGGAAGAACUGUUGUCCAGUAGCAGGCCUAUUAGCCAAAAGGUAUUCAAGACUGAUGAACAUACAUCAGAGCCAUUUACGACUGUUCCUGAGACAAACAAACUUUUAUUUAUAAAAGACAAAGCCUCAACUCUUACCAAGAUGCAGGUGGAGACUCUUCUUUGGAAUAAGCCAUCCCAUUUAAUUUAUAUUACAACAUCCGGUGUUGUUUUAAGAAGCCAGUUUCUAAGUUUAGACAGCCUGUCUCAGGGGACAAGUCAGACACAUUCAUGGUAUUCUUAUGAUACUCUUCUGCUUCCUGUGCCUGUGCAAUAUACUGGUACUCCCAAGUUACAUUUCUCUAAGAAUUAUUUUAGCUCAUAUGCCAGUGGUAUCAGAAUUUCUGUGGCAUCUCCUGAUGUUUCACAAUUGGAGACAAGUGAUUUAAUUUUGACUGGCCUGCUGGAAACCAAAGCGGCCUUCCACAUCUCCAGGAAAUCUAUAUCACAGAAGCUGAAAGAUUCAACUGUUGCAUCUUUACAGGCUGGACUUCAUACCACUUCUGUGUUCCCAGGGGUGCAAGAUACAUCCUUCCCAUCACUGCAUACAGGAACAAGCAUCUUUUCACUUACUCCAUCUGAGGAAUCAUCUUGUUGCACAGAAACAACACAGACACCUUGGUUGCUGACUUCCCAGGUCAUACCCACAGGCCAGACAAAUACUUCCCCAAGAGUUGUCAGUGCUAUUAACUGGAUAACAGCAACCAUUGGACACAAGUUCUCAUUUUCAGUACCUUCAGACACAUUUUAUGAUCAGGAGGAUGGAGGUACGCCUCUGCUGACCCUUGGAAUGUACCCAGCUGAUGGUUCACCGAUGGGCCCAGAGAACUGGUUGCACUUUAAUUCACAAUUCCAAACCAUGCAUGGCUAUCCACUUGCUUAUGAUUUCCAGUAUUCGCCUCAGGGAUUUUUACUGUUUGCCACUGAUUCUGAAGGGCUGAAGACUUCGGAGAUGUUCACAAUAGAAUUACACAGACCUACCUCUAUCCCGUGUCACAAUUUUACCAUAAGAACAAAAAAUAGCUACCACUCAUUCCUGAGAGACAGGGGAAGAGUUUACUUGUUUUUUGAGAAGCUUUCCAAAUAUUUGAGCUCUGGCAGCCCAGGCAAUAUGACACUGCUGCAUCUCAGUCCUGGGUCCACUCUAAUAACAUGGUAUGACCAUUCCUUUUGCACAAGGAAUAACAGAUGUGCAAGAGAUGAAAUCCAGGGAGUUUUGGUUAAACUAAGACUACCAGGUGGAAAUGUUCAUCCAAAUUUUGUUGAGGCAAUGUUGCCAGAAUACAACAUCUAUCAAACAGAGGACGUUGCAUAUGGUGGAACCUGCUCUUCUAAUGAGUCCUUGCAAACCAUAGUUGCAUUUAAUAAUUGCUAUUCCUGGACAAGAAAUAUUUUCUUUACCUUGCUAAUCAGCAUGUGUCCUGCUAUUAUGAUAAUAUUGAUGAUCUUCUGGUACUGUAAAUACAACACAAAAAUAAUUGGAUCACAAUCUAGAUCUUUUCAUGGAAGGCCUUUUUUAAGUUACGCUGAUUUGGAAAUGGAUGUUCUGAAAUCCCAAAAAGCAGCUGUAGUUGAACAAGAAGUUCCAUGGCCAGCUGAGUUAUGGUUACCUGUGCCAACACAAUCUCAGCAGCGCUUCGGCAGACCAAAUGCAAACCUUGCUGCCUCCAGGUUGCCUCCACCCCCAAAAUAUAGACUUCCACCACUGUAUUGAAUGGAUGAACAUAGCCAGAAUUGUGACAAUCAUCAGAAGUCCAUUUCCAAAGGUAGGCUAUACUGAUAAUUUAGUUCAGGAUGACGGAACAAUUAUUUGUCUUUAUACUGGAAUUAAAAAACAAAUAAAGUUUACUUUUUUUGAAA